This is a messenger RNA of Fusarium graminearum PH-1, 1665 nucleotides long. RefSeq lists its product as uncharacterized. NCBI's taxonomy places the organism in Eukaryota, Fungi, Ascomycota, Sordariomycetes, Hypocreales, Nectriaceae. The transcript is spliced from 8 exons. Gene Ontology annotation, molecular function: NADP binding; N,N-dimethylaniline monooxygenase activity; flavin adenine dinucleotide binding. The coding region runs from base 1 to 1665 and encodes 554 amino acids. The record is from RefSeq and is a predicted model, not a curated record.
AUGGAAAACAUCGAUAUUGCCAUUAUCGGCACUGGCCCCGCAGGCCUUGUGGCGCUCAAGAACUUGAGAGAGCAAGGCUUCAAUGCAGUCGCUUUUGAACGUCGCGAGUCUGUCGGAGCACUAGAUGACACAACUGUCAAUGUCAGCAAGUUUGUGUUUCAGAUUACCCGCCAUUUCCGUCUCGUAGACAAAUGCAACAAUACUUUGAAGCUUACGCGACACAUUUCGAUCUUCACAAGCACAUCGGAUUUGGAGUCACAGUACACCGGGUUCUGCGAAACUCUUCAGAUUCUAAAUGGAACGUUCAUUGUUCAUAUACUGAUGGCCAGUCUCUACAAGAAAAAUGACUUGGAUGCUAAGAGAGUCAUGGUUGUCGGUAUUGGAAACACAGGUUGCGACAUUGCCAUGAGCCUUUGCAAACACGUAUCCAAAACCUAUUUGGCUUAUCGUCGCGGACGAUUCGUAGUAUCUCGCUACGAGAACAGCGGUGUGCCGACUGAUAGCCAGAUCCCUUGGCCAGUACUCCGUCUCAAGUACCUUAUGGACUAUUAUUUACCCACUUUAUCAAAAUGGGCGACUGACAAGUUCAUGACCAACAAGAUGAUCAACGAUUCUGCCAAGCACGAGCCGGAUGAUGGCAAAAUCUCCGAAAGGCAGAGACUUGGGAUUGCCGAGAAAAGGAUUCGGGGAGAAUGGCGUCUGGUUCCUUGUCCAAGUAUGGCGCACAGAAACCCUGCUGCCCAAGAAGACAUAUUCCCAGCGUUUCACAACAAAGACAUAAUUCCUAUGCAAGGAUUUGUGGACUUUGCUGGGGAAGAUACUGUUUUGCUAGCAGACGGUACCACAGUUGAAGUCGACGUGGUGAUUUUUGCUACAGGCUAUCGACAUGAUUUCUCCAUCAUGCCGGAGCUCGAGAUGAAUGGAGCAGCUGGAAUGGGAUUGCAGAUAGCCAAAACGACAGAAAAGGAGCAAACUCCGGAAGAUAAAGAGCAAGAACCAAGUCUUCCUCGACUCUAUCAGAUGGUAUUCCCGCCCAAGAGAGCUACUUCAAUAGCGUUUCUGAGCUGGUUGGCUCCACAAGAGGCAGUCUGGUGCGUCUCCGAACUUGCUUCAAUGGCGGUUGCUCAAGCAUGGGUAGCAGAUUUUGCUCUCAAACAGAACCAUAAUUUGCCAACUCCAUACCAGCCAUCUUCAAUCUUACCAACGGAGAAGGAGAUGGAGGCCGAUGUUGAUUUAUAUCACACGUGGUGGCGCAAAGAGUGGAAAACCGACCAUUCCAUGAUGGAAGGCUACUCGUGGCGGCUGUUCGAUACGAACCCUGAUGACAUUCCUGGGUGUGGAAGGAAGGCUUGGGCAGGUGCCAGAACAGCAGUUCAAGAAACCAUUUGCAAACGGAUCAUUGCUUUCAAAGAGACGUGCCUGGAUGCCGACAGCAAGUCCUACGUCCUCGCCACGAGCGGCAGUAUCAAUAACAAUCCUGAGCACAGCAACGAGAACAUGACUCACGGGUUCAUUAUUGAGUUCCGCAACGACGCACACCGCGUGUAUUUCCUCAAUGUAGAUGUAGCUUACAAGGAAGUCUUUGAGCAUAUUGACCCAAACUACGAUGACUUCCUCGCUCUGGGCUUAACGGAUGGUGUGUACGGCCCAUCGCUCAUGCAAUAG